Molecule: messenger RNA, 2833 nt
Organism: Balaenoptera ricei (Rice's whale)
Lineage: Eukaryota; Metazoa; Chordata; Mammalia; Artiodactyla; Balaenopteridae
Gene: CD99
Product: CD99 molecule (Xg blood group)
Exons: 9
Coding region: 55-531 (158 amino acids)
Biological process (GO): homotypic cell-cell adhesion; positive regulation of neutrophil extravasation; T cell extravasation
Source: RefSeq, a predicted model, not a curated record
GCCGCCGUCCGCGCGCCACUCCCGGGACAGACCCUGCGCGGCGCGGCGCGCACCAUGGCCCGCCGGGUGGCCUUCGCGCUGUUGCUGCUCGGCCUACUUGGCACCCAGGUGCCCACCCGGGGCCAAGAUUUUGAUUUAUCGCAUGCCCUUGAUGACCAUGACAAGAAACCCACUCCCGCCCCACCAAAGCAAGGCACCGAUGAUAACUUCAAUUUAGAAGACGCCCUUGGUGGAGGGAACAAUGACCCAGUGUCACCCGAACCACCCAAGCCAAAACCUAAUCCAAACCCCAACCAGCCCGGCUCUUCUGAUGGCUUUUCGGAUUUGGACCUGGCUGAUGGGACUUCAGAUGGAGGAGGCGGUGGUGGCGGAAAGCAGAGGCAUGACGGGGAGGAGCAGGCCGACUCCCCAGGCGUGGUCCCUGGGAUCGUUGGUGCCGUCGCAGUGGCCGUGGCCGGUGCCAUCUCCAGCUUCAUCGCCUACCAGAAGAAGAAGCUGUGCUUCAAAGAGAACGAUGAGUCGAAGACCUAGGGACGAGCAGAAAACCCCAGGCGGGGCCUCAAGAUCCUCCUUUCCGAUCCGCGUUUAUCUACAAAGACGCAGAGUCGAAAGCAGACCUUGCUGUCAUUUGUCCUUUUCCUUAUUAGUAAAACUGCCGCAGUGAUGUGUUUCUCCCAGACCGGAUGCCAUACCUUGAAUCCUAUAUGUUUUCUCCCUUCACGGUGCACGGAAGCGUAUGAUAUUACAUUUUAAGGCCCAGGUAGCUUCAGAAUAAGGAAGAGAAAUGCAGACAUUUCCUUUUAAAGUGAAAUCCAACAGAAGGGGGAAAUGGUGCCGCCGGGGGCUUCCGUGAGCUAGCCGGGUUUCUCACCAUCCCCCGUCCUUGCCAGCGGAUCCUGCAGGGGGGUUAGCCGUCCCGCUUUCAGAGUCCUGGGGCAAAGCCGGCCCUGGGUCAUAGGGUUUCAUCUUUCACGCUCAUGAUGGGAUUUUUAACCUUCUGAUUCCAUAGCCCCUGGAUUUUUAUGGUCCAUUUCCAUGAAAUAUUUCCUAACUCUUUCUCGGAUCGGCUUUUGCCAAUUAUGUGAAUUUCCCAGUUUGCAGCGGGGGGAAAAAAAAAAUCCACCUAUUUCGGAAAAACCUAAAAAUCUCACGAUCUUAAAUUUCUAAGGUCAGUGGAGAAGUGAGUGUUGGGAUCUUGACACCCUAGAAUUCUUGCAUCCUUGUAUAUCCCCGUUAGCAUGGAAGUCAUUGCUGCAUUUUUUUUUUUUUUCCUUUUUAACAUCAGACCAUCUCCUUCUUGUGCGUAAAUAUUAGUUUUCUUUUUCCGACUGUGUGCCGAGCGUCAGGGUGACGUCCAUUCCCGGGGUGAAAUGACUGGUGGUGAUCUGGUGACCGAGUGGCAGGUUUUGGGGGUUAGUAUCAGGAGGUGGGUUAAGAACCCUGCAACGGAGGCUCUCCGUGCCCCUCCCGUGGGCCUGGUCCUCUUCCGCCGGUCACCCUGAUGGCCUUGACAGUGGUCACCUUGCCGGCCGUCUGGGUCUUUGAAGAAAGCGUCUGCAGAUUUCUUGGUUCUGAUGAAAUAAAGCCCGUGUCCCGGUUAGCACAGGGGUGCAUUUAAAUCGAAUCUCUGUGCCCCAAGAAUUAAGUCCUCGGUGUGAACUCCGGAUGAGACCCUGCCGGUCAGUGGUCUCUGGGGUCUGCCCUUGGCCCCAGUGCUUGCUGUGUUUACGUAAAUAGCCCACACACAUAGAGACCCCUAAAGCUGCCAUUGCUGUAAUUGCCUUCAUAGCUCAAGCGGCUCCUCGCUUCAAAGCAUGUGAGUUGCUUUGGUUUUGAUUUUGAGAUGUGCUGUGUUUGGCCUUCUAAGUGUUGAGGUUGCAGCGGGACAAUGCACCUUGUGGAACCCUGGUCUCCUCUUAGGGGUCCCUGGGGUUGGGUUGGGCGCUUGGCAACGGGGAAUCGGCCCUGUAUCCCUGACUAUACGGCUCCAGCUAAACAGAAUCCCAGGGGGCCGAUCCUUUUCCCCGCCCACGAAGCACCCACCCUCCCUCAGGCUCUCCCCAAAUGCUGGGCGUUGGUGACACCAAGUGUGCCAGCAUCCCCUCCCCCUCCCCCCAAAUGUCUCUUCAGAUAAUGGAUUGAACGUGCCUUUUACUUGUUGGAAAUAACGCUUGGCCCCAAAUGGAUUUGGGUCUGGCUGUACUUUAUUAUUUCCCAGGGGCAUUUCUUUUUUUCUUUUCCUUGAACGUAGCCAGAUACAGGGUUUCUGCGGACCCAUUAGAAUAUUUGUACUGGGUUUUUUCUUCCUUUCUUUUUCUUUUGGUAGGGAGAUUCUUUGUCAUGUGAAAGUAAAGCACAUUUAGGAUUUCUCGUCAUAAUAGUUCACUCUUAAAAUGUGCGUGUGUUCAGAGCCUACCUCCUGCCCGGCCAGCAGAAGACGUGACAUUGGCAGUGACCAUCCUGCAGUGUUUUCACAGAUCUCUUCAAACUCUCUCCUCUUUGGGUGUUUCUCUUUCUUUUUUUUGUCAUCUUAGAACUUUGGUCUCUGACUGGGGUCUCCUUUCGUGGUUGGGGGAAAGGGUGAGGGCUCGUGGAAUCCAUUUCAUGCAGACGGGGGAUGCGUGUUUCUGGGACCGGGAUGAAAAAGGGUGUUGGGUGUUCACGCGUAAUGCUAACCCCAGAUGCUGGUGUUUUGCGAAAAUCAAAGCUUCGGGAAAACAGGAGAACGGUUGUCAUGGGUCCCGUGAGCUACUUCAGUCCUUUUCAUGUCAUACGUGCUUCCGUGUCCCUUCCCGAACAUGCAGUAAAGAAAUAAACAUGUUUUGACUGGGAA